This is a messenger RNA of Cottoperca gobio, 2848 nucleotides long. It is a transcript of the gene p2ry1, whose product is annotated as purinergic receptor P2Y1. The record is from RefSeq and is a predicted model, not a curated record. The transcript has 2 exons. Gene Ontology annotation, biological process: relaxation of muscle; phospholipase C-activating G protein-coupled receptor signaling pathway; platelet activation. Gene Ontology annotation, cellular component: plasma membrane. The coding region runs from base 464 to 1525 and encodes 353 amino acids. Gene Ontology annotation, molecular function: G protein-coupled ATP receptor activity; A1 adenosine receptor binding; G protein-coupled ADP receptor activity. Lineage: Eukaryota; Metazoa; Chordata; Actinopteri; Perciformes; Bovichtidae.
UGCUCAGAUCUGAUAAGGGUCCAAUAAGAGGUGGGAGGAAUAGAAAGAGCGCGCGCUUGGAGACGGGAAGCUGCUCCGUGGUUUUGUUUGGUGCGCUCCUCCCCUCUCCACGGCGCAAAGAGCCUCCUCUCGCUUUACGGAGACUGCUUGCAAUUCCUGCUCUUCGUGCCAGAGCAUGCAGCUGUCUCUGUUGCUUCCCACUGCCGCUGUUGUGGGAAAUCGUCGCCCUGCGUGACGAACCGACGGCGAACCAUUUUCCCCUUGAGGUGUCAGCUCAAGCCUGAAGGAUAUCGCAACUUUUAAAACAAUUUCCAACACAGUUAGGGGGCUGAAUAAAGGCACCUGACAGCUCGUAACGCCCCAUCCGCGUGCUGACUGGAAUGUUUUGCAACUGUGAAGGCUAUAGGAAUGUGGAAUACAAGUCUAUCUCAGCGUAAAAGGACCUUCCUCUGCCCCUGACACCAUGACCACAGACCUGAACUUGACCUCCCUGCUGAAUGUAACAGAUCUCCAUAAUCACACAAGAGGAUGUUCCCUCACCAAGACUGGUUUCCAGUUCUACUACCUGCCCACUGUUUACAUCAUGGUCUUCAUCACAGGGCUAGUGGGCAACAGCCUGGCCAUAUGGAUGUUCGUGUGCCACAUGAGACCCUGGAGCAGCAUCUCCGUGUACAUGUUCAACCUGGCUCUGGCUGACUUCUGCUACGUCCUCUCUCUGCCCUUCCUCAUCUUCUACUACUUCAACAAAACAGACUGGAUAUUCGGCGAUGUUCUGUGCCGACUGCAGCGUUUUAUAUUCCAUGUGAAUCUCUACGGGAGUAUUCUGUUUCUGACCUGCAUCAGUGUUCACAGGUACACUGGGGUUGUGCACCCGCUCAAGUCUCUGGGCAGACUGAAGAAGAAAAAUGCGGUUAUUACCAGCGCGUUGGUGUGGGUGGUGGUUAUCAUAGCUAUCUCCCCCAUCUUGUAUUAUUCCAGGACUGGCUUGAAGCGUAAUGCAACCACUUGUUAUGACACCACCACUGAGGAUGAGUUACCUGGUUAUUUUAUCUACAGCAUGACUUUGACUGUGUUUGGGUUCUGCAUCCCCUUCAUUAUCAUAUUGUGUUGCUAUGGCAUGAUCGUGAAGGCGCUAAUCUACAAUGAUAUGAACAACGGGCCCCUGCGGCAGAAAUCUAUCCACCUGGUUAUCAUCGUGCUUGCGGUCUUCGCCCUCUCAUAUCUGCCUUUCCACGUGAUGAAGAACCUCAACAUGAGGGCCAGGCUGUACUUUCAGAGCCCUGACAUGUGUGAUUUUAAUAACCGUGUCUACGCCACGUACCAGGUGACACGGGGGCUGGCCAGCCUCAAUAGCUGUGUGGAUCCUAUUCUUUACUUCCUGGCUGGAGAUACCUUCAGGAGAAAGCUGUCACGGGCCACUAAAAAGCCCUCCAGGAAGGGGGACAAUGUCCUUCAGUCCAAGAGCGAGGAGACGGCUCUCAACAGUCUGGCAGAAUAUGUGGAGAAUGGGGACCGGAGGCUGUGACAGGGCUCCACUGUGUGCCUCGUCAUGGGUGUGGAUCUCUAUUAGCUUUAGAGACCAUGAUGGACUUUGUAAUGAAUAUGUAAAUGCACUGUGUGGACUGAAGGCUGUGUGUAAAACUUAACUGGUCGAUGGUUUAUAGAACUGUAGGAUAAAUACUCCAUUUAACCCUGUGAUAACCAAUCGCUCGCUUGCAGCCCGUCGAUGAUGAUAAGCUAUUGUACUGUAUCGUCCUGUAUUGUACUCUAAAUGUUAGAGCCAUCACAUUUUCUUAUCGAGUAGUCGGUGUUGCCUACGCAUCGGACACAAUGAACAUUAUGUUCAGGCCAGCUAUAAUGUCCCGUUCAUCAAUUUGUUCUGGAAAUAUAAGACUGAGAACGGAUUGCACCGCCUCUAGCCACCGAGCUGAUGCUUAAUCAAUAACUAUUAAGCAGGUGAGACCUGGUGGUUAAGGAAGCGUACCUGAGAUGGCUUUUAGAGACAAAGUAAAUGCACUGAACCUGAGAUUGCUGCAUGGAUGUGCCGUGCAGACAUAUUAAUGCACUAUGACCGGGACCUCUCUGCUCAGAGGGCUACCUAUCACUCCUCAUUUCUUUCUCCAUCUAUUACUGACUGAGCGAGGAAUGUGGUCGACUAGUUUUUCAUUUUGACAGCUCUGAGGUUAAGGUCUGCAACGGCUCUGUUACCACAAUCUUUCUCUCGUUGUUAACUUGUCCCUUACAGAAAAAAAGAGAAGAUAAUACUUACAGUAUUUUUGUGUAUAUGAUACUACAAUGAAUGUUUUUUUUUGGUGUGUGCUGUACAGGAUGUUGUGACGUUCCAGGGUUGUUGUUAACUGUUUUGUUCAAGUCAGUAUCACUAAUCCAGACAUUUAGGGCGCGAGUCCAGUAUCAAAUACCAUCAGUGAAACACUGUUUAACCACAUUAGUCUAUUCUAGUGUUUAUUGCAGUAUAGGGAAUACAUAAUAUCUUUUAAAUGAGCAUAACAGCCACACACACACACACACUCAAUCACCUGCUUUGUGACUCAAACAUAUUGAAGAUUUGUUUGUAUGAGAUACCUCAAAGUAAAUACUGCACUGUGUCCAUGUUUUGACAGAUAAUCAUUUCUCUUUUGCAUCUGUUGUAAUCACUCUGGAGAAAUGAUCGUGGAGCUGUCUCAGUGUAUGUUUUACCCUGGACUAUGUAGGUGUUUGAUGUCUGUACUAAUACCUUUGUAAAUCUGUAAUGUGGCCAGCUAUUGUCAAGAAAGGAAGUGAAUCACCUGUACAGGAUAUCUGGGGCAACGUGUAUCUUUGUCAAUAAAUCUUUUAUAUUUAAAACGUG